Scleropages formosus (Asian bonytongue) is the source of this 859-nucleotide messenger RNA. RefSeq names its product ISG15 ubiquitin like modifier (gene isg15). Lineage: Eukaryota; Metazoa; Chordata; Actinopteri; Osteoglossiformes; Osteoglossidae. Gene Ontology annotation, molecular function: protein binding. The record is from RefSeq and is a predicted model, not a curated record. The coding region runs from base 117 to 596 and encodes 159 amino acids. The transcript is spliced from 2 exons.
CCUUCUACAGCUGGACAGUCAGUGCGCUGCGGAACCGGCAAACUGAGAAGGUCCAAGUUUAUUUUCUGCGACUUGACUUCAGGAAGAAAAACUCAUCUCGCAAAAGAUUUCCGAGGAUGGGCAUGAUGGAGCUGAUCAUUACAUUCAUGAAUGGCAACUCACUCGCCCUUAACGUGGACCCGAACAUCACCGUGUCUCAACUCAAGGGUCUCAUCGAAACACGCGCGGGGGUCUCGCACGCCAAGCAGCAGCUUUGCUGUCAGAACGGCCAGAAAGUGGAGCUCAGCAAUGAGCACAGCACCCUACUGGAGUACGGCCUGCGCUCGGGAUCCACGGUGUCAGUGCUCAUCGUGGAGCCCCAUCCCUUUCAGGUGUUCCUGAAGAACGAGAAGGGUCAGACUCACACAUAUGAGGUGGCGCCCGGGGAGACCGUGGAGAUGUUCAAGAAGAAAGUGUACAACAAGGAGCGCGUCCCCAUGGACCAGCAGAGGCUCAUCUAUGAGGGAAAACAGAUGGAGGACAACAGGACACUGGAGUUCUACGGGGUGAAGAGAGAGGGCACCAUCUAUCUGACCUUGCGCCUCAGAGGAGGCUGAAAACCUUAGUGAAGGAUAGAUUCACCAGGAUAAGCAGAUGGGGGGGUCAUUCGAGUCCCUGCUCCCCCCAUAAUACCUUUGGGAAAUAUGUAUUAAAAUACACAUAUUUUGUAGUAGCCUAUUAUAGCAGUAUAUACAUUACAAGUCAGUUAAGUCAAUGAAGGGAGCAUUUCUACAUGUAAUAUUUGUCAUCAAUGUUGAAGUAAUUUCUACUGCAAGUUAAGACUUUUAAAUUGUACCAUGGCUCAUCUAAUUCCGUGAUU